AUGAAGUCUUCAGGAGGGGCUGCCUGUGCCCGGCUCAUGCUUUGCCCCUCGCAGCUGUGCAGCAGCCCCGGGCUGCUGACUCUGGAGCUCCGGUCGCUGAUCCCAGGUGGUCCUGGCGUGGCUGAACUGCUGGAUUUCGAGACGGAAGAAGUGCGGCUGGGUCGCCGCGGGCCGGCGUUUUAUGAGAUGCCAGCUGGCGUGAGGCUCGCCGUGGACAAAGAAGGAGGUCCUGCGUUACUGCUUGACGGAAGGCCGGAGGACGUGUCAGCGGCUGGCCGCCGACGCCGUCAGCUCUGCGUGGAGCUUGCGCCGGAGGAGGUGCUCACGGAUGUGACGCUCGAGGUGCAGGCUCUCUCGGGCGCGCGGCGCCUGCUUUGCAUGCUGUGCUUGGCAGCCCUGGGUCCUUUGGGCGACUGUGUGGUGGCGUACCACCUGCACUUUGGGCCAAGGUGCAGCCUGGCCUUGGUCUGCGACUUUGAGCCCCGGCGCCACGGUGUACGGCUGCGCCCCGAGGCCCAGAUGGUGCUGAAUGCACCUGCGCUCCAAGCACCGGGUAAAGAGCAGAAGGAGAUGUCAGUGAAGGAGGAGCUGAAAGAGGAGCAGAGCCGCAGGCACGCGAAGCCAGAAUGA
Effrenium voratum is the source of this 630-nucleotide messenger RNA. Lineage: Eukaryota; Dinophyceae; Suessiales; Symbiodiniaceae. The record is from the annotation of a GenBank genome assembly.